Molecule: messenger RNA, 1356 nt
Organism: Archocentrus centrarchus (flier cichlid)
Lineage: Eukaryota; Metazoa; Chordata; Actinopteri; Cichliformes; Cichlidae
Product: 5-hydroxytryptamine receptor 3A-like
Exons: 11
Coding region: 1-1356 (451 amino acids)
Biological process (GO): monoatomic ion transmembrane transport
Cellular component (GO): membrane
Molecular function (GO): transmembrane signaling receptor activity; extracellular ligand-gated monoatomic ion channel activity
Source: RefSeq, a predicted model, not a curated record
AUGAUGCAUUUAGCUUUUCUCAUCCUGAUCGUCUUAACAGAUGUGGCUUCCUCUCAGAAAGUAUGCAGUUACCAGGAUGUUCUUGAUUACCUGAACCUGACCACAGAUAACAGUGUGUUUAAACUGACCCGGCCUGUGCUGGACUACACACACCCCACCAUAGUGCAGCUGGACAUCAUCCUCUAUGCCAUUCUGGCUGUGAUUGAGAAAACACAAACUUUUAUUCCCUUCGUCUGGGCAACCCUGAUUUGGAAUAAUGAACGCAUCUCAUGGGACCCUGCUCAUUUUUGUGGAAUUACCCACAUUACAAUUCCUCGAGAAAUCCUCUGGAAACCAGAUCUCUUCAUUUAUGAGAUGAUACAGACGGACGACUCCCCUCAAAAUGCAUACAUAUACGUAUCAUACGACGGGAUCAUUACUUCUGAAGAGGACCUUAAGAUUGUCAGCACCUGUAAGAUGGAUGUCCACAAGUUCCCCUUCGACACACAAAAAUGUAACAUCACCAUCGGCUCUGCGAUUCACUGUGUAAAUGAAAUGAGGCUUUUGCCUUUCUCCAACUCAUCUCGGGCGACACAGUUUUCCCGUGAGGUGAUGAAGACGCAGGGAGAGUGGGAGUUCCUCCAGCUAUCCAUCUCCAAAGUCAAUUUCACCAUCGAAAAUAGACAGUGGGAAAAUCUCAUAUAUACUUUCACCAUGAAGAGGAGGCCACUCCUUCAUGUCAUUAACUUCCUGUUGCCCAUCUUAUUCUUCCUAACUCUGGAUCUCGCCUCCUUCUUCAUCGCUGAUCAUCGGGGGGAGAAGCUGGGCUUCAAAGUCACCGUGCUGCUGGCGAUCUCGGUUCUGCUGCUCAUCCUCAAUGACAUCCUGCCGUCCAUGUCCAACAAGACCCCACUCAUAGCGACCUACUGUAUUGUGAUUUUUGCCCUUAUGCUGCUCAGUCUGCUGGAAACGAUUUUGGUUACAUAUCUGAUAGAAAAAGAUUCCCAAGUCAAACUCAAGGUGAAGGACAAAAAGAAAAAAGUCAAACGUGACAACAGUGAUGCAGAUCUCAGAAGACAAAGACAGACCUGCUGUUCCUGCAUCUGCAAAGUGUCCAGUGAGGAGAAACAGCAUGAGCUACUGCCUGCUGUCGAAGAGGUUAACAACAGUGUUCAUACAGGAGAGUCUCAUGUGUUGCUGCUAAUCCUGGAGGAGCUGAAGGAGCUGAAGAAAGCCCUAAAUCUACACCUCUGUGGCAGCGGGGAGGGAGGGAAGUACGUCCAGUGGGCUGCUAGAAUCAACAGGGUUUUCUUCAUUUUCUACGUUGUCACUGUGUCGCUCUUUCUAACUCUUAUCUACACGGAGUGGAACACUUAG